AUGAAAACAUGUGAAAAAGAAGUGCCUGUUUUAUUCGAGAAGUGUCUUGUUUUAUUCGAGAACCUCGCGAGCCGAGUUGAAGCGAGUCCCGUUCAUAGAGGUCCCGUUUUGCGAACGUGUUCAACCGAUUCAUUGAAAUGAUUCAACUCACAAGAACCGAACUUGCAUGAGAUUCGCUUAAGGAUUCAGUCAGUGUCACUUGAGCUCUCGGCAGACAUGUUCCAACAGAUGUCAUUUAAAGAGCUGGUGAAAGUGCUAGGACUGGGAGCCGUAGCUUUCGUUCUUGGUGUGGAGUGGUUUGACUGGCUGAUGCGGCGUCUGAGAGUCUCUCGCGGGCCCCUGAAAGAAGUUCUGUUCUUUCCAUCACCCCAUGUCUGUGUCGAGCACCUGUUCACGCGCCAGAGACGUUUCCCCUGUGCAUGUCCCCUCCCGCAUGGCAUUGAGACGUCCUUCUCCAGGCUCCUCGAGCAUCUCCUGUCCGCACGUACCUCACUGGACCUGUGUGUGUUCUCCUUCUCUCACAUGGAGCUGAGUAGAGGGAUUCUCCACCUGCACAAACAGGGAGUCAUCGUACGAGUCGUUACGGACAGAGACUACAUGACCAUCACUGGCUCUCAGAUCGGCAUCCUUCGUAAAGCAGGCAUCUGUGUGAGGCACGAGAUGAGCGCAGCUGUUCAUAUGCAUCAUAAGUUUGCAUUAGUGGAUGGCAAGAAACUGAUCACGGGCUCCCUCAACUGGACCCUAACCGCAGUCCAGAGCAACAAAGAAAACGUCAUGAUUACAGAGGAGCCGGCGCUCGUGCAGCCCUAUCAGCAGGAGUUUCUGAGACUGUGGGAGGCCAACGAUCCGGCCAAUCACAAACCUCAAACCAAGUUGAAACCUAGUUUUGUGAUUUCUGAUUGACUGUCUUGUUGUAUGCUUUUUUUUAUUUAAAUUUUUUUUAAAUAGCAGUUUUUAUAUUUGGUUCAAUAUGAUUAUUUAUUUAAUUUUUUUUCUCAGAUAUGUGCCCUAAUUAAAAUCUGCUCAAAUAAUCCAUAGUUCUGCUUAUAAACACCUUAGUGUGUAAAACAAGCUGAAACCUGUGAGUGUGUUUUAUAGCCAUGCUUUAGAUUGCUCAAUUCCUGAUGGCGCUCGCUUUUGUGUUCCUCUUUUGCGACUAGGAGAUUUUAGAUAAGCUUGUUUCUGUACCUAUACUGUGUGUAUCUGAAUAUCACAUAAAAUAAUAAAUAUCUGUACUGAAGGAUUUAUUAAAAGAAAUAAUAAUUUA
Messenger RNA from Pimephales promelas (fathead minnow), 1267 nucleotides. RefSeq names its product phospholipase D family, member 6 (gene pld6). Lineage: Eukaryota; Metazoa; Chordata; Actinopteri; Cypriniformes; Leuciscidae. Gene Ontology annotation, molecular function: RNA endonuclease activity producing 5'-phosphomonoesters, hydrolytic mechanism. The record is from RefSeq and is a predicted model, not a curated record. Gene Ontology annotation, cellular component: mitochondrion. Gene Ontology annotation, biological process: piRNA processing.